Molecule: messenger RNA, 1717 nt
Organism: Styela clava
Lineage: Eukaryota; Metazoa; Chordata; Ascidiacea; Stolidobranchia; Styelidae
Source: RefSeq, a predicted model, not a curated record
GUUAUCAUCUACUGUACCGUAUAUCUUGUCUGACUGUAAAAAAGUCGCAAAAUGAAAACCAUCUCUACAACGUUUGAGAGCCACAAGGAAACCUAAUCAAAAUAAAUUACAUGUUUGCAAACAUUGUGGGAAGUCUUUUAAGGCAAAAAAGGAUUUACAAAUACAUACAAGAGUGCAUACCAGAGAAAAAACCUAUGCUUGCGAUUUGUGAGGAAAAUGUUUUAUGCCGUCAACUAACUUGAGUGUUCAUAUGCGAAUCCACACAGGAAUGAAACCAUAUACAUGCAAAUUUUGCCGGAAAUGUUUCACAUCAAAUGGCGAUUUGAAAAGACACAUUUUAACUCACACCGGAAAAAAAUCAUUCACUUGUAAACAUUGUGGAAAAUGUUUCAGACAGGGUGGACAUUUGAAAAGACAUAUUUUAUCUCACACCGGAGAAAAACCAUCCACUUGUAAACACUGUGGAAAAUGUUUUGCAGAAAGUGGAACUUUGAAAAGUCAUAUUUUAUCCCACAGCGGAGAAAAACCAUUCAUUUGUGAACAUUGCGGAAAGUGUUUCAGCCAGAGUGGAACUUUGAAAAGACAUAUUUUAAUUCACACCGGGCAAAAACCAUUCACUUGUAAAUAUUGCGGAAAAUGUUUUACCGAAAGUGGACAUUUGAAUAGACAUAUUCUAACUCACACCGGCGAAAAACCAUUCACUUGUGAACAUUGCAGAAAAUGUUUCACAGAUAGUGGAAAUUUGAAAAGACAUAUUUUAUCUCACACCGGAGAAAAACCAUUCACUUGUAAACAUUGUGGAAAAUGUUUUGCAGAUAGUGGAACUUUGAAAGGUCAUAUUUUAUCCCACAGCGGAGAAAAACCAUUCAUUUGUGAACAUUGUGGAAAGUGUUUCAGCCAGAGUAGAACUUUGAAAAGACAUAUUUUAAUUCACACCGGCGAAAAACCAUUCACUUGUAAACAUUGCAGAAAAUGUUUCACAGAUAGUGGAAAUUUGAAAAGUCAUAUUUUAACUCACAUCAGGGAAAAACCAUUCACCUGUGAAUAUUGCAGAAAAUGUUUCAGCCAGAGUGGAAAUUUGAAAAGACAUAUUUUAUCUCACACCGGAGAAAAACCAUUCACCUGUAAACACUGUGGGAAAUGUUUUGCAGACAGUGGAAGUUUGAAAACACAUAUCCGAAUCCACACCGGCGAAAAACCUUAUGCUUGCGAACAUUGCGAAAAAUGUUUUACUCAAAGUGGGAAUUUGAAAAGACAUACUUCAAUUCACACAGGAGAAAAACCUUAUGCUUGUGAACAUUGCGGGAAAUGUUUUAUAACGUGGAGUAAUAUGAAUAAACAUACACUAAUUCAUACUAAAUCAUUAAACACGAAAUAAUUUGCUAGCAAGGUUUAGUCACAAAACGAAAUUUAAAUGGACACCUGAUAAAGGGAAAUAACCAUGCUGGGAAAACAUGAUAGAAUAAAUAUAAAUUAUUGCGACUCAAAGUGAACCCAACUAAUGUAUCAAAACAAACCCUCAAAUUUGAUAGCUUUCACAUGCCAUCACCUUUUAUUCAUUAAUCCAUAAAUUUGCCGUUUUUUGUGAAAAAAUUUCCAAGCGUUCCUUCUUCAUGCAUCAGUAUUUUUUUGUUGAAGACGUAUUUUUGUGCUUGUUGACUCAUGAUGAUGAUUUCAAAAUUGGAUUUGUAAAUAUACAAAGCUCCUGUGUCACCUA